Penicillium arizonense is the source of this 1644-nucleotide messenger RNA. RefSeq lists its product as uncharacterized. The record is from RefSeq and is a predicted model, not a curated record. The transcript is spliced from 7 exons. Gene Ontology annotation, biological process: transmembrane transport. Gene Ontology annotation, cellular component: membrane. Lineage: Eukaryota; Fungi; Ascomycota; Eurotiomycetes; Eurotiales; Aspergillaceae. Gene Ontology annotation, molecular function: transmembrane transporter activity. Bases 1 to 1644 code for a protein of 547 amino acids.
AUGGAUCAUUACAUCGAGCAAAAAUCAACUGCUGUCAUCCAUGAGGAUGUCAGGUCAAAGACAGAUGUGGAACGACCAGUGGUCAGGGAAAACCUCCCCGACGGAUACUAUCCGCAGACGGACGAGGAGAGACGCAUGAGCCGUGCACUGAACCGAAAGUUGGACUUUAUUCUGCUUCCAUCGCUUUCCCUGCUGUACAUGUUCAACGGCCUGGAUCGAGGCAAUAUUGGCAAUGCUAAAACUCAAGGUGGGGAGUCCCCAUCAAGAUUCUUUGUUUUGAGCGCAUCCCUUUCCCCCAUCUGCCUCGUAUUUAAUCAGGAGACGAAUACUUAUAGAAUGCUGCUCCCAGGCUUCGCAAAAGACAUCGGUGCAACUAGCAAUGACGUCAAUGAUGCAGUAUCACUAUUCUUUAUCACGUUUGUCAUAUUUCAACCCAUUUCUGCAGCCGCUGGAAGGCUUCUCGGCCCCAAGUACUGGAUGCCUUUCCUCAUGGCUGGCUGGGGAGCCCUGACUUUGGCCAACGCUUUCAUUCAUGGUCGAGGCCAGCUAAUCGCUAUCCGACUCUUGAUCGGCGUGUUCGAGGCCGGGUUCUAUCCAAGUGUGCUCUUCUAUUUGUCUACUUUUUACCCUCGGUUUGAUCUAGCGACUCGCAUUGGUAUCUUCUACGGCCAAUACGCUAUUGCCGGCGCCUUCUCUGGUGCAAUAUCAUACGGCGUCUUCAAACUCAAGGGCAACCUCCAUAAUUGGCAAUAUUUGUUCAUCAUCGAGGGCUCGAUGACCAUUCUUGUCGCCCUCAUUGCUCUUCUUGUGCUACCCAAGCAGCCCGGAUCCGCUUGGUUUCUCAGUCAAGAGGAGAAUAAAUUCGCCGCUGAACGGAUGCGCAUCGACAACGAGAGAUAUGUCCUGAGCGAGUACGGAGCGACCCAUACCGAGGGGUUCUCACAGCGAUUGACUAUGCGGGAUGUCAUCGAGACGGCAAAGGAUUGGAAACUUUGGACUGUUUUGAUUUGCAACAUCUGCGCGAGUCUUCCGAGCCAAGCGUUUGGUAUCUUUCUUCCCGUCGUCGUGGAGGGAAUGGGGUUCAGCUCGAACCAGGCCAAUCUGAUGUCUGUACCUCCAUUUGUGUGCGGCGCCGUCGGUUUGUAUCUUACAACCUUUAGCUCCGAUCAUUUCAUGGAAAGAGGCUACCAUGCCAUUGCAGGGCUAGUAACCAGCCUGGUGGGUUUGAUCGUCGUCAUCACUGUGACUCAAAACAUCAGCCGCUAUGUGGCUCUGUGUAUCCUUCUCGCUGGCAGCUACAUCACCCCGUCUUUAACUAUGGCAUGGCUCAGCGGCAAUACUCCAGCACCCGGAAAACGUGCCCUGGUAAUUGGAGUGAACGGAUUCGGCAAUUUAGCAGGCGUGAUUGGCGCCCAGCUCUUCCGCUCAAAGUAUGGCCCGACAUACCUCGUUCCGCUCCAUGCAACACUCGGCUUCAUUGCAUUUGCUCUGCUUGGGUAUACGGCGUAUCGCUUCACACUUCGUGCUGUCAAUCACCAUCGGGCCCGCAAGACCUCGACAUGGUCGGAGCUGGACUUUGAAAAUGAGCGUGUUGAUGAGACUCGGCUGGGAGACAAGAAGUACACUUUCGUAUAUAGUCUUUGA